AUAUACCCAACCGUUCAUCCAUCCACUUUCCAUCUACCUAUCAUGGCUUCUUUCUCUCCUUCUGACUACAAUGCCAUCUUCAUGUUCAUGGCACUCCUCUCAGCUCUCAUUUUCUUCUUCAAACGUAAAAGCAAGAAUAGCUCAUUAAACCUGCCUCCUGGCCCACCUGGGUGGCCCAUUGUAGGUAACCUCAUCCAAUUCAUUCGGUCCGGCAAGCCGUUCAUGCACUUCUCCCGCGAUCUCCGGUCCAUCUACGGCCCCAUCUUCACCAUCAAGAUGGGAGCCCGAACCCACAUCGUGAUCAGCAGCGCUGAGCUGGCUCACGAGGCGCUCGUUGCAAGGGGCCAGACAUUCGCAAGCCGCCCUCCCGAGACCCUCACCCGUGCCGUCUACAGCUGUGACAAGUUCACCGUCAAUUCAGCUGUCUAUGGCCCGGUCUGGCGGUCACUUCGCCGGAACAUGGUCUCGAACAUGCUCAGCGCCAGCCGGCUCAGAGAAUUCCGCGACGUCAGGCAAAGGGCCAUGGACCGGCUCAUCGACCGCCUUCGAGCUGAGUCUGAGUCGACUCAGUGCGGUGCAGUCCACGUCUUGAAAAAUGCCCGGUUCGCCGUCUUCUGCAUACUUCUAUCAAUGUGUUUCGGCGUAGAGAUGGAAGAAUCGGAUAUCGUAAACAUCGACUGCUUGAUGAAGAAGGUGCUUAUCGUUCUUAAUCCCAGAUUAGACGAUUUUCUCCCUUUCUUAAGUUCAUUAUUUACGAAACAACGCAAGGAAGCCAUGCAAGUACGUGAAGAGCAGAUGCGUACAUUGGUCCCACUCAUCGACCGCCGUCGAUCCGAUCUCAAUGACCCGUCCCCAGACAAGAAAUGUGCAUCGUUCGCCUACCUUGACACCCUCUUUGACCUCCAGGUCGAAGGCCGGAAAUCGUCCCCGACCGACGCUGAGAUUGUGACCCUUUGCUCCGAAUUUCUCAACGGUGGGACCGAUACGACUGCGACAGCGAUUGAAUGGGCCAUCGCGCGAAUGAUCCACGACCCAGAUAUCCAAUCUAAACUCUAUCAAGAGAUCGUAGCCGUUGCUGGGAAUAGAAAAGUGGACGAGAAGGAUAUAGAUAAGAUGGUAUAUCUUAAUGCCUUCAUCAAGGAAUUAUUACGAAAACAUCCACCCACGCACCUGUCAUUGACCCACGCAGUCGUGGAGCCCACCACAUUGGGCGGCUACGAUAUACCCCCCGGUGUCAACGUGGAAUUCUACCUGCUGCCUAUUUCGGAGGACCCGACAUGUUGGUCGGAUCCGGAGAGUUUCGAUCCCGAUAGAUUCGCGUCGGGUAAGGAAUCAGCCGAUAUAACUGGCGUUACGGGGAUUAAGAUGAUGCCGUUUGGGGUUGGCCGUAGGAUCUGUCCGGGUCUGAGCAUGGCCAUGCUCCAUAUCAGCCUGAUGGUGGCUAGGCUGGUGCAGGAAUUCGAGUGGUGCGCACUCCCAUCCCAGCGUACAAUAGACUUCAGCGAGAAGCUGGAGUUCACGGUCGUGAUGAAAACUUCGCUACAAGCCGUAAUCAAGCCUAGGAAGUAGGAAGCCGUACACAACCACACGCCUGCACAUGUGACACGUGUUUAAGAUAUGAGGUGUCCAUGAGGUGAGUUGCACUGCUUAGAUCUGCUGCCUUAAAAACUAGGGCAUUGGUGGGUCACAGCAUAUCCCUAAUGCAUGGCUACAAAGAAUUUUAACAGUUAAUUUUCUUUGCACUUUGUGGCCCACCUAAAGAGUAAAACCGUCCGAUGUUUUAGCUGCAGUAUCUAUGCAUUAUUUCAAACCUCAUGGAAAGCUUAUAUCUCAUACAUGUUUUAUAUACGCACGUGUGCCAUCGUGUUGGUGUCUACGGAUUUACACGCGUGUAGAAGUAGCAAUAAUCAGGAAGUGGGUAGUUUGCAGGAUGGGCGCCAAGAUCUGACGCUAGCCGUGGUCAAGGUGAUCGGUGGGAAUGCGUCUUUUUGGUGGUAUAUUUAAAGAGUGAGCCCACUGCAUUAACAUGGACCUUUUUCUUCAUUAUUUGUCUUUGCUGUCGUUGUUUGUCGUUGGCUACAUUAAUAAAGGUUAUCGGUGGCUAUUGUAUCGUGGGGCCGCGGAAGUGAUUGUUAUCUGAUUUUUGUGUGGUCCACAGUAUAAGUCAUAUCAAGUGGUAUUUAAGGUUUGAUUUGAUUAAUGAAUCAUAUGGUUUUAUGUAAGACUUUUUCUCAUAA
Magnolia sinica is the source of this 2237-nucleotide messenger RNA. RefSeq names its product cytochrome P450 77A2-like. Lineage: Eukaryota; Viridiplantae; Streptophyta; Magnoliopsida; Magnoliales; Magnoliaceae. Gene Ontology annotation, cellular component: membrane. Gene Ontology annotation, molecular function: oxidoreductase activity, acting on paired donors, with incorporation or reduction of molecular oxygen, NAD(P)H as one donor, and incorporation of one atom of oxygen; heme binding; iron ion binding. The coding region runs from base 43 to 1569 and encodes 508 amino acids. The transcript has a single exon. The record is from RefSeq and is a predicted model, not a curated record.